AUGUGUGACAUUCGGUGUUGGCUUGCUAUUCAUGAAACCACUGAGUCUUACAAGUGGUUACUUGAAUCAUUUCUAAAGACACACAAGAAGCAACCAAAGUUAGUUCUGACGGACCAGGACCCUUCAAUGAAAGCUGCCAUUGAGGUUUUCACAGACUCUCGGCACCGCCUUUGCAUGUGGCAUAUUAUGAAGAAACUUCCCACCAAGAUUGCUGGAGACCUGUUACAAAACUCUAAGCUAAGGGCAUUGAUGCAUCGUUUGGUGUGGAGUAUUCACAUGAAGCUAUCUACAUUUGAGACGUGUUGGCAACUUUUGAUGGAGGAAUAUGGGUUACAAGAUCACGAGUGGUUGAAUGAUAUGUACUCAAUUAGGGACCAAUGGGUACCUGCCUACUUCCGUGAUAUCCCAAUGUGUUGUCUGAUGAAGACUACAUCAAGAUGUGAAAGCUCUAACUCAAGCUUCAAGGUCAACUCUUCUAGCGCUAACACACUAGUUCAGUUCAUGCAAUGUUACGAAACUAGGAUAGACAAUCAGCGUUACAGGCAACGUGUUGCAGAGUUUAAAACUUCAUCUAGUGUAUUCAUGGACACUACUGACUUAGCUAUUGAGAAGCAUGCUUUUGAGUUAUAUACACAUGCAAUUUUCACAGAAGUAAGAAAAGAGAUAUACAAGGGGAAGCUGUUUUGUUACAUUGUAAACAUGGAGGAUUGUGAUGAUGUUUGUGUUUACUAUGUGAAUCCGUUGGACAAACGUAACAAUGCAACCAACACAUUCACGGUUAAACUUGAGUUGAGAAAUCAGUCGGUCUCUUGUUCAUGCAACAACUUCAUCCCUGCUGCGAGAAGUCAGAUUCUUGAUAUUGUAACCGAAUGUGUAGACGCAUUGAGAAGUGAUGUUGGAGGACUUUCUUCUUUCGCUGAGCAGAUAAAGGAACUGAAAUGCAAGUUACUAAAUGGAGGACCAGUUGAUGAUGAAGCCAACAAUGAUAACUAUGCUGCUGUUGAAGAAUUGCUUGGUGUUUCUUUAGAUGGGGACGUAACUCUCAACAAUCCAGACGGGAUCAGGAACAAAGGAUGCGGCAAACGUCGACGAUUGUCUAGAGCAUCUCAGGAUGGAACGAGCAACUCUGCUGUCAAACCUCCCAAAACACCCAGGCUUUGCCGAACAUGUAUGAAGUACGUGACUAGGCAUGAUUCAAGAAAUUGCAAGAAGAAGAAGAAGAAGAAGAAGAAUAAAUCGGGUAAUGAGGAUGAGGACUCAAGCUCUGCGAGUCAGGAGUCCACUUGA
Molecule: messenger RNA, 1287 nt
Organism: Helianthus annuus (common sunflower)
Lineage: Eukaryota; Viridiplantae; Streptophyta; Magnoliopsida; Asterales; Asteraceae
Product: protein FAR1-RELATED SEQUENCE 5-like
Exons: 4
Coding region: 1-1287 (428 amino acids)
Biological process (GO): regulation of DNA-templated transcription
Source: RefSeq, a predicted model, not a curated record